This is a messenger RNA of Trametes versicolor FP-101664 SS1, 867 nucleotides long. RefSeq lists its product as uncharacterized. The record is from RefSeq and is a predicted model, not a curated record. NCBI's taxonomy places the organism in Eukaryota, Fungi, Basidiomycota, Agaricomycetes, Polyporales, Polyporaceae. Bases 1 to 867 code for a protein of 288 amino acids. The transcript has a single exon.
AUGCCCUCCUCUUACUCCGCACCAUCCUCCAAACCUCCCCAAUUCGUCGGCGGCCUCGUAGGAGGAAUCGUUGGCGGCCUUGUGGCGAUUCUCCUCAUCCUCGGAUCCGCGCUGCUACUACGGAGGUACAAAUCCCGCCUGGACUGGAGACCUCGACACACAGGCGACGGCCCAGGCGGCGAGUCGGCCCCACACCAAGGCGGUCCACCAGAGGUCCGCGUCAGCAGAGCGGAAACUAGCUCGACAUCGUCGCUCCUUUCCCCAUCCCCUGUACCCCGGGCUUCCUUCCUCUCCGAGGACUUCACCGCCAUCGCGCCCUACUCCGACCCAAAAUUCGCGCCCACAUACUCUCCACGCUCCUCCAAACUAGCCCCAUCCACACCCACAAGGUCCCCCUCGGAAGCCCGCCCCCCCUCUAACACCGGACCAGCGGACGUCACAUUCGUGCUCGACUCCGAAUACGAGUUCGCGCCCCCCUCCUCCCCCUCCCCCGGGCCCACAUCGGCCUUCCCCUUCCCCUUCGCGCGCUCGCCCGGGCGGCCGCCGUCGCACUCGAUCGACGUGCCCGACCCCGCGCUCUCCGUGACGGGCACAGAGCGCUCGCUGCGCCACGCGGAAAUCACGCGCGAGAUCCAGGAGCUCGAGACGAUGGUGCGCGAGAUGCACUACCCGGGGAGACCGGGUGCGGACGCGAAGGCACCGCCGGCGCCCCAGCGGGAGGAGCUGAGCCGCCGGGAGCGGCUCCGCCAGCUGAAGAACGAGAUCGCGCGACUGCGCGUGCAGCUCGCAAGGGAGCGGAGGCUGGUGAUGGAGGCGGCGCCGCGGAAGAAACGGCCAGGGAAACGGAUCCUGGCUGUGAUAGAGUAG